AUAUAGCGAGCUGACAUACAACUCACGUUGAAUUAUUUAUCUCUAUCACUUAUGAUAUUGUAUAUCUAAUAACUAAACAAAUUCAAUAUAGUUCUGGUUCUUCAAUUUUAUUUGCUAAGUAGUAAUAACUAUUGGUCAGCAUUUAAAUUUUAAAGCGUAAUCAUGUGGUUUAUAGAAAUUAUUGUAUGUUAUUAUUGUUUGCUUACGGUUAAUGUUGCGGGCUAUAAUAUUAAACUUUACGAUUUAUCACCAGCAAACCCAUCAACACGGCUUACUAAUCAUGCGAGAGAAUUGGUUGACAUGUGUUUUACAAAUAAUUCGAAUUCUGUGAUUAUAACUGAUGAUUUGUAUCGCAACGGCUAUAGAAAUGAAAAUCCGUCUGACGAAAAUGAUAAAAUUUCGUCAGUGAUUAUAAUUACCAGCGAUUUCGAGCCGAGUAAGAUCGCAGAGUUAAUACGUUCUUGGCCAACGUAUGUCUUACCAUUCGAAUCAAUUGAAAAACUGGACGCACUCAUUGAGAAGCUCAGAUCAUCGACAAUCUGGAGUGUGACGUCGAAAUUUUUAAUCCUCGAUACGACAAAAGAGCCACGUUGUGCAAAUGCUGGAAAAAUACUAGGAUUCUUGUGGAAAAUAGAUUUAUUGUUUUCGUAUUACAUGUGUUAUAAUAAUGAUAGAGAUUCGACGUUCAUUUAUACUCUAAAUCCAUUCACGAAUUACGCGCCACCACCGUGGGUCCAAGUAGAAGCAACUGACGAAUUUCGCGAUGAGGAAAAUAAAAAAUCAACUCUAUACAGUCUCCAAUACUCUGAAGAUGCAGAGGUUUGUGAAAAUAUAACUUUCGACAAGACGAAAUACCUGGACGGUCAUAAACUUAAAUUCUCAACCUUUGCUAAAUUGCCUAAUGAUACUAAUGAAAAGAUAAUAAAACAAAAGAAAGAAUUAUACAUCCAGAACUCAAUGAAAAAUAAAUACAUCAAUUUGUAUACUUCGUCUCCGUAUAUUAAUGCUACACCGACAAUAGAUUACAUUUCGACGAGUAAUCAAGAAGAAUCAAUUACAAAAGGUUACAUCACGGAAUUGGCUAAUAGCGAAUAUGAUGUUUAUGAUAAAUUACUUCAGUUAGCAGAUGUUAAUUAUAAGUAUACAGAUGUCAUAACACGAUACAGCGAAGCUAAAUAUUCUAUACUAACUCAAAAGACAAAUUAUUCAACAGCAAUGAGUGAACUAACGCUCAAUCUACAGUUACUUGCACUUACAGUUGUUGUAUUGGUAUUAAUAGCAUUGGUGAUAGUAAUUAAUAAUAGAUUUAAUAUCAGUGGAGCUAUUUUGGACGUGGUGAGAUUGUCCGCGGGCAUGGGGAUCAUGACGCCUUUGGACCGGUUAUCGAUGAGGAUCAUUUACUUUGUUGGUUUCUUAUUCAUAUUCCUAGUGAUGCCCGAGGUUCAAGGACAUAUAUCCGCAAUGUUAUCGAAACCAACUUCGCCUCGCAACAUGGAAACGUUAGCAGAUUUAUACAAUAAUAGUUACCAUAUAUUCUACGAUAGAAAAAUACACAAUGAUAUUGUUAAUGAAAAAUUGUGGAUUACUGAUGAAGAUCAAAAAUAUUUACACCCUUCGGAUCAGUCUUAUGUAAGAAACUGUACACUUCUAGCACGGAGAAAUUCAACUACUGCGUGCAUUUUUUUCACAAGUAUCCAAGUAAAUAAUGCUUUGAAAUUAAAGAAUCUACAUGUAUCGAAAGAUGCAGUAUUUAAAAAAUAUUUAGUUUUUUGGACGAGAAAGCAUUGGGCUUUAAAAGAUAAAUUGGAUAAGGCAGGUUUGAAGCCUAGGGAAAUGGGUUUCUUGAAUUAUUAUGAAGAUAAAUGGAUAAAUCGAAUAUCAAAAAAAUUAAAAAGGAAAAAUAAAAUUGAAGAAAAUCAACGCUAUGACCAGAUUGAUUGGGAAAAUUGGAUAUUCUAUUUCAUUAUAAUGAGUGUGACUUUACUCUGGAGCUUAUUUAUUUUUGGAAUGGAAAUACUCGUUCAUAAGUAUAAUGAAUUCUACCGACAGUUUCAAAUGCUGAAAAAAUUCGGAAGGAAAAAAAAGUCACUGAGAUCGUUGCCGAGGACUGUCUAUUUUUUCUGGGCGAAGGGUUCUUCUCUACAGCCGCAAGUUAUUUUGAAAUCAUUAAGUGUUAACCCAAAUGAACAUUUUGAACUCCGUUAAUUAUUAAUAAAACACUUUGUUCCAUUUGUAUUCACAUCACACACUGUUACCCAACUGCUGCAAUUUUUAAAUAAAUUCACUUAAAAUAAAAUUAUUCAAAUUUUACCUCAUAAAGUCUGUACCAGAGCCGCAUCCUCAAGCGCGUGGAAAAAGAGACUUUGCAUGACAAAUAGCGCGUCCAUUAGAUGUUACACAGGUAUGCACUACGAUGCGUUGAGAUAACAGCAACUAAUACGUAAUGAUUGAUUUUUAUGGAAAAUAUAUUUUUUUGCUAACAUCAAUAGUUGCUAUGGAUACUCUGUUUUUAUAUUUUUAUGAGCAUUAAAAGAUCGCUUGUACUAAAAAGUAUUCUGCUACUGAAGCGCAUAGACGUAUUUUAAAAAUUCUCUGGUGAUUAUUGAAUGUCGCGAUAUAGAACUGUGAUGAUGUGGCUUGAAAAAAUUAUUGUAUGUUAUUUUUGUUUGUUUACUUUUAAUGUUGCGUCCAGUAAUUUUAAAAUUUACGAUUCAUCGGCAACAAACCCAUCAACACGUCUUACUAGUCAUGCGAGAGAAUUAGUAGACAUGUGUUUAACAAAUAAUUCAAAUUCUGUGAUUAUAACUGAGGAUUUGUAUCGUAACGGCUAUAGAGAUGAAAAUCCGUCUGACGAAAAUGACAAAAUUUCGUCAGUGAUUAUAAUUACCAGCG
Microplitis mediator is the source of this 2892-nucleotide messenger RNA. RefSeq lists its product as uncharacterized. NCBI's taxonomy places the organism in Eukaryota, Metazoa, Arthropoda, Insecta, Hymenoptera, Braconidae. The transcript is spliced from 4 exons. The coding region runs from base 163 to 2205 and encodes 680 amino acids. The record is from RefSeq and is a predicted model, not a curated record.